Messenger RNA from Suillus discolor, 303 nucleotides. RefSeq lists its product as uncharacterized. The record is from RefSeq and is a predicted model, not a curated record. The transcript is spliced from 3 exons. NCBI's taxonomy places the organism in Eukaryota, Fungi, Basidiomycota, Agaricomycetes, Boletales, Suillaceae. Bases 1 to 303 code for a protein of 100 amino acids.
AUGUCACGCCUAUGCGCAUGCCACAUGUUCUGUCUCAAUUCCCGCUCCCAUUCACCUCAAUUGGGUGCCGAAUAUAACGUUGACCUGCAUUUCAAGGGGCUCGGAGGCAGUCAAUUUGAUACUGCCUCUCUCUCUCUAUCGUUGGUCGGGGGCGCUGUCGUCUACUCCCUCACCCUCUACACCCUCACCCUCUAUCGUCUAACCAUCUGUAGCAUUGGUCAGGGGUGUUUCUCUAUUCCCUCUGUCUGUUACGACUGGGACGUGGUUCUUCUCUCGGAUGAGAGAUCAAAGGUUUCUGGCUAA